Cryptomeria japonica (Japanese cedar) is the source of this 393-nucleotide messenger RNA. RefSeq lists its product as uncharacterized. The transcript has a single exon. The record is from RefSeq and is a predicted model, not a curated record. The coding region runs from base 1 to 393 and encodes 130 amino acids. NCBI's taxonomy places the organism in Eukaryota, Viridiplantae, Streptophyta, Pinopsida, Cupressales, Cupressaceae. Gene Ontology annotation, molecular function: nucleic acid binding.
AUGCGAAAAUUGGUGGCUGAGAAUGCAAAGGAUUGGCAUAAAAGGCUAUAUGAAGCACUGUGGUUAGAUAGGACCUCACCUAAAAUGGCCAUAGGUAUGACACCAUUUGAAUUGGUAUACGGAGUAGAAGCUCAAUUGUCCUUACCCCUCAAAUUAUCAGCUACUAGGUUGCAAAAAGUGAUAGAAGAUGAAUUCUCGCAAAGUGCUCUGGAAAAGAGAAUUAUGUACCUUUCAAAAAUUGAAGAAGAGAGGCAAGAGUUGGUGGAUCACAUCAAUGCACAUCAGGCCAGGGUAAAGAAAUUUUUUGAUCGCAGAGCUAGACCACGACAAUUUAUGCUGGGAGAUCAAGUCCUGCUCUGGGACAAACGCAGGGAACGAAAAAGGAGCUCAUAG